Molecule: messenger RNA, 4034 nt
Organism: Branchiostoma floridae (Florida lancelet)
Lineage: Eukaryota; Metazoa; Chordata; Leptocardii; Amphioxiformes; Branchiostomatidae
Exons: 11
Coding region: 8-1303 (431 amino acids)
Source: RefSeq, a predicted model, not a curated record
AACACCAAUGCACCUCAGCUACCGUGAAAAUGCAGCCAUUGAUGUAGAAGGUGGCAACAGUACAGAUGAACCUCCAGAGAGAUGUAGCCAAGUAAAUGUAGAAGUUAAAAACAGUGCAGUCAAUCAUCCAGACACCGGCAAAGAAAAACUGUCAAAUGGUGCAGCAGGAUCUCAGCUAGUUCCUUUGGAGAAAGAAGGUGACAACAGUGCAGCCAAACCUCCAGACACCAGCGAAGAAAAACUGUCAACUGGUGCACAAGGAACUCAGCUAGUUUCUUUGGAACAAGGGACGCAGAACGUCACAGUGGUGAACUACCACAUCAAGAACAUCUACAUCACAAACAGCGACAUGGUUCAGGUCGGUGACUGUAAUGCCAUACAGAUGUCACAGACGGAGGUUGGGGAAGAUAAUCUAGAGGAAGAGGAGGAGGAUGCAUCUGGUGUGGAAGUACCAACACGAACAGCCCACAGCCAGCUGGGUACAGCUGCAGGCACGAACACUGAUGAGAACACUGACAGACAUGAUGACUCGCACCUGGAGGAAGAAGACUAUGCUGCUGCAGCACCACUUCAACAAGAUGGACCCCCAGAUCCAAGUGAAGUUGAAUCUGGUGCAGAACCUGAAGAUAUCACAGCUGAAAAACGUCCAGCAGUGUCUUCUACCAUCGAGGAAGAGACACUAUCUGAUGGUCUGGAAGAAGAAGUAUCUCCUAGAGAUGGUGCACAGGGCACUCAAGACGACCAGAGUGAACGAAAACCUAUCACUACUGACCCUGAUGUACAGGCAAUUUCACAAGGAGUGGAGAUGCUGAAGUUGGACAGUUCCUCAUCAGUGGAAACUGGUCAGGGUGAUCCAGUAAAGAAGAAAGGUUUACUGCCCAGGUUGUUUCGUAGCCAGAGCGCCAGUGAUAAGACAGCUUCAUCAGAGAAGAAAGAAAAGAAACAAAGUUUCAUUGCGGACAUCAAAAAGAGAUUAACACCUCAAAAGCAGUCUCGUUCUGCCAAAAGCUCAGUUCAGAGGUCCACCAGUACUUCCAGUACUGGAGUUAAAAAGGGCGAGUCGUCGAUGAUGCCCAGAAGCAUCAGUUAUGAAAGUGGAAGGUCUGUUGUUGCAGCAGCUGGUGGGAAAAUGAAUCCUGCUGUACCUGCCAAGCCAACUACAGGCAAAUCUGCGAGUGCGAUCAAGGAUGAAGAAAGACUGGUCAGUGCCUUGCCAAACCCGCCUAGUGACAAGUUGGAGGAGAAAACUGAAAAGAAAAAGCAGAAGAAAACCAAGGCUUCAUCACCACUUGCGGCUACCUAAGUAUCUAAAUAGCAUGAAGGAUGGCUGGGUUGCCUGUCCAGAUGAGGGUUUCUGGUAAUGAAAGACCCAAAACACCCUGUCAAGGACUCAUAUUUUAGCUGCUAAUAGUGACACUAAUACAUAACAGUUUUCUAACAUUGCAAAACUGUAAUCUACAAGAUGAAAAAUGAGUUACAUUUUGUAUAAAUUUUUGGAUGUAUGUUUUAUAGGAGAUGAAGACAGUAAAACAUGUCUUCUUUUAAAGAUGUAAACUUUGCUAGAGAAUGAUGUGUAUUUACUAACAGUUGAAGGGUAUCUUCUUUUGAAGGUGUAAAGAAAUGUGCCAUUAAUACUGUUUCUGGAAAGCCAGUAUGUAUCUACACUGCAUUGCAACGUAAGAAUGGGGAAAUUCAAUUUCCAAUGAUCUGUCUUUGUAAUUGUAUAAUUGUACUUAUAUAUUGUAAUUUGUUUUAAAAAGCUUGAGCAAGUGUGUUGUCAGCAAAGAAAGAAACAGUUCAUAGGGAGACAUAAGAUAGGAUAGGUGCACAAUUGUGACUUAAAGGGGCAUUCCACUCCAGAAGCGAGUGUUAUUUUCUGAUAGAUGAUAUUUUUUGGGAUACAAAUGCACUCGACUUUUCGCAAAGUUACCUGAUUUGUCUUUUAGACAAUAUUCUUUUCUAAAUUAGAGCACCCCCAUGCGGACCCGCUUCUAAUGUACUGCGCCGUAUAUGAGUUCGCGACUUCCGUCACACCUUCUCGCUAACGGUAGUCGGGAUAAGCUUGACAAAGCAGUCAAGUGAUAAUCACACAUGUAGGGAAAUACAAAAAAAAGUUUGAAGACUAUAUCAUCUUGGGAUGGGGAUAUUUGGCCACUUAACUAUAAGGAGUUGAAAGUCGGUCAACGUAAAAUGGCGGCGCCAAAACUGCUUGUGUGGCCGACGUUGGGCACAAUUUCUCGCUAACGGUAGAACCGCUGAGCGAACGAAAGUGGUAGGGUGGCUAUCGGACAUUUAGGAAGGAACACACAAAGUUUGAAGCUCAGCGGUUCUUGGAAUCCAGAGAUGUGGUUACUUUUGUGGAUCAUUCUUCUCUAAAAAGGCUACUUUUAUACAUUAACAAAUUACUACAGAAUGACCCACAAACGUUCUAAUGACGUUUGCGCACACACAUACAGUCUACUCAAAAAGUGAUCCUAAAACAUCAUAGUAUCGAAAUCUAUACUAGUACUAACCGGUACCUGUUCCCAUGAUCAAAGCCACCUCCUCCCUCAGCAGCGCACAAUGCAUUGGAAGGGUCCUCAAGGGAAUUCAAGAACUCGUUUGCUACAAUGUUCCCUCUACGUUUAAGCUUAAACUUGUGGUAAAUUUGACCAAACAAACUUGAUUCAAACAUAAUUAUUUAUUCUCUGAGGAAUAAUAAUACUCGUUUCUGGAGUGGAAUGCCCCUUUAACAAUUCUUAGGAUGUCACUGUGGAAAAUUGUCAAGCAUUUUUAUAUCAUGAUGAUACCUUUUUUUAUCAGGGACUAUUACAUAUUUUGUAUGUAUUGUGAUAUCCUAUAGGCUGUUGAAAAAUGAUAUUUUACAUGAAGAAUGAAUUUGAAACUUUUUCAAAAGUUUGACGGUACAAGUCUUAAUACUUUAUAUGUGUAUAUGGGAAGAAUUUUACUGCAUUUAUUUUAAAAUACUUGGCUACGAUCACAUAAAAAUUGUAAAUAGAGUAAUGGUAUUCACAUUUAGAUUUUUUGUUGCAGUUGUUGCUAAUUCUAAGACACUUGUCUUAAGUAUACCUUCCAACUUGAAGGUAAAUGUUUGAUAUAAGUAGGGUUAGAAUUUCUUAUGACAAUUAGUUUUCAGUAAAACUUUCUGAUUGUAUAUUUUGACUAGUUAAACAGAAUAUGCAUAAGUCUGAAUCCCGCUUGGUCACAAUUCUAGGGAAUGCAUUCAAUUUGAUCAUUUCAUACAUUUGUAUGGUCACAUAAAGCUAGAGGUAUGCAUUAAGCAUUAAGCCUCUGCACGUAAAAGAACCCAACACACUUACAUGUAGGAGAUGUGAUCCAUCUUGCUCAGCUGAAGCCUGAAAACUAACAGGUCCAUAUUAUAUAUAUCAAAGCCGUAUUGCACUGCUACAGCUGACAGCACUGAUACAUGUACUAUGUACAGCUAUGUAAAGAAGCUUGUUUAUCACAGUUGAAAAUAACUGUUUUACCUUGUGAUUAUUUCAUCUGUGAUGGUUGAGUCAUGUCACAUUUCUUAUUCCAUUUGCUCUGGGAUUUUGCACAGGGAAGCAAUAUUCAUGCCAUGUGAUUUAGCUUUCGAUAAAGUUUACUCAACACAAGAGGAAUAUGGGACCAAGUGUAAAAAACUAUUUGUUGUAUAGUUGAUUUUUCAACCUGAUAAUGGUGUUGAAAUUGAGUAUAUUCCAUUUUGAAGCAAUAAUGAUGGAUAUUAAUGAAAUGAUCAUGCACAUAACGUUUUUGUCAGUAUAGCUAAGUGAUAGAAAAAUGACUCAAGUUUUGAUUCCAUGUGAAAUCUGGCGUGCUUUGAACACAAAUUGAAUCAGUGUCUGUGACAAUUUGAUAUUUCAUGAGUCAUUUGACAAGAAAAAUUGAGAAAUCAGAUGAAAUGUAAAUAAUAUUAAAUAUAUGACAGCUGUACAUUAUUUUACAAUGUACAGUUGAGAUCGAAAAUACUGUCAAAGCAAAUAAUUAAAAACGAACUUUAUGAAUAUAUAUUUUGAUUGCCUAUCCUUGAA